Octopus sinensis (East Asian common octopus) is the source of this 798-nucleotide messenger RNA. RefSeq names its product vesicle-associated membrane protein 4. Gene Ontology annotation, biological process: Golgi ribbon formation; vesicle-mediated transport. Lineage: Eukaryota; Metazoa; Mollusca; Cephalopoda; Octopoda; Octopodidae. Gene Ontology annotation, cellular component: membrane. The transcript is spliced from 7 exons. The record is from RefSeq and is a predicted model, not a curated record. Bases 311 to 730 code for a protein of 139 amino acids.
CCGCUUCCGGUUGUUGUAAGUUUCAAUUUGCGUCACCUGAUUGUGGUGUGUUUCAGUCCGACGCUCCUCCUCCAAAACGAACCACGUUUGUUUCAAUCUUGUUUCCUUCCUUGACCUUUCACCUGGCCUCUCUCCUCUCUUUCUUUCGCAAUUAGUCACACCUCAGAAAUACACACUCAUUCAGUGGAGGGUGUCUUCAAAUGUGAGUCGCUUCCUUAAUUCCUCCUCCGUUUAUUUCUAAUAAAUAUAAUCUUUCUGGCCGAUCCACUGCUGACUUGGAAAGGAAUAUUUAUUUCUUAAAGAAGUAAACAUGCCACCGAAAUUCGUUCGCAACCUUGGCGCUUCCGAUGUGGCAGGUUCGCGCCCUGCUGAACUGGUUUCUCUGCUGAAUUCUGGUGAUUCUGAUGAUGAAGACUUCUUUCUCAAAGGUCCUCGUAUGGGCGAGAAGAUUGCUGACCCCAAGAUUGGAAAAUUGCAGAACCAGGUUGGAGAGGUUAUUGAUAUUAUGAAAGACAAUGUUUCACGUGUAAUGGACAGAGGAUGUAAACUGGAAGAUCUCCAAGACAGAUCAGAUGACCUUGUUACCAAUUCAGACCUCUUCAGAUCUCGUGCUGUCAAUCUUCGACAAAGAAUGUGGUGGCAGAAUUGUUGGACAAAAAUUAUAAUUGGAAUGGUCAUUUUAAUUGUAUUGGCUGUCAUAAUAAUUCCCAUCAUCAUUCAGAAUUCAUAAGAGAAAGGAUUAAAAAAAAACAAAACAAAAAAAAAACCAAAAAAAAAAAAAAAUACCGAAGGACAAAA